Messenger RNA from Gaeumannomyces tritici R3-111a-1, 686 nucleotides. RefSeq lists its product as hypothetical. NCBI's taxonomy places the organism in Eukaryota, Fungi, Ascomycota, Sordariomycetes, Magnaporthales, Magnaporthaceae. Bases 1 to 396 code for a protein of 131 amino acids. The record is from RefSeq and is a predicted model, not a curated record. The transcript has a single exon.
AUGCAGGGACCGGCUGGUACCUCGGGAUGGCAGUUCUGGUCUCGUCCAGGAAGGGCGGCACAGCGCAUGUGUGCAACGACGGCAGGUGCCUCCUUGGGUUGGGCUCUUUCCCCGUCCGCUGGACUGGGCAGCGGGCAUCUGCAUAAUCCGAAACAAGGCCAGAUUCCGGGCGAUGCUGGUCACCUGCUGGCGGGCGGCGUCUCUCGGCGAUGCAGACCCAGAUCGCGUAGCAAGCGCCCCCUCCCUCAAGGUCCCAGAAGCCCCAUUCCUUGGUGGAGGGGAUGGAGGGAUGGAGGGCCCCUCCCCAAGGUGCCUGCGCUUCUUGCUGCGAUCUCCCUGCAUGCCGCGCGCGGCUCUGGGGAGGAGAGCCGCUAUCACCUUAUGCAUCCAGCCUAGGCGAAUGCGCAAAAGGCGAGAUAGGCAGGCACGGACGUGCAGCGCGCCAUGCAUGCACUCACGUCAAAACGCCCUCCACACAGGGCGCCUUGGGUAACUCGGGGGGCAAGGUGUCAUUUUUUUUUUCAGCCUGCUCUUUGUCCUGCAAUGCGUUAGCCCACCCGCGCGCAUCGCAUCCUCUCCUGUGGCUGCAAGGACGAGCAGCCAAGUGCCGUAGGGCCCUGACUCGUUUCCUUGGAAGCGCAUGCAUUCUCGAUGGGACCUCUUGGGUAUCACCCAAAAGUCGGCGA